AUGUCUGCUGAAUACGAGGGUGCUAUCGGUAUUGAUUUGGGUACUACUUACUCCUGUGUUGGUGUUUGGGAAAGUGAACGUGUUGAAAUUAUUGCCAACGAACAAGGUAACCGUACUACUCCUUCUUAUGUUGCUUUCUCCGAUAACGAACGUCUUAUUGGUGAUGCUGCUAAGAAUCAAGCUGCCAUGAACCCCAAGAACACCGUUUUCGAUGCCAAGCGUCUUAUUGGUCGUCGUUUCGAUGAUCCUGAAGUCAAGGAAGAUAUGAAGAACUGGCCUUUCACUGUUAUCGAUAAGAACGAAAGCCCUUUUGUUCAAGUUGAAUUCGAGGGUGAAACCAAGACUUAUUCUCCCCAAGAAAUUUCUUCUAUGGUUCUUAUCAAGAUGAAGGAAAUUGCUGAAGCUAAGCUUGGUAAGAAGGUUUCAAAGGCCGUUGUUACUGUUCCUGCUUAUUUCAAUGACAGUCAACGUCAAGCUACUAAGGAUGCCGGUACCAUUGCUGGUCUUGAUGUUCUCCGUAUUAUUAACGAACCUACUGCUGCCGCUAUUGCUUAUGGUUUGGAUGCUAACGAUAAGACAGAACGUAAUGUUCUUAUUUUCGAUUUGGGUGGUGGUACCUUUGAUGUUUCUCUUUUGACCAUCUCUGGUGGUGUCUUCGCUGUCAAGGCCACCGCUGGUAACACUCACUUGGGUGGUGAAGAUUUCGAUAACAACCUUGUCAACCACUUUGUCCAAGAAAUCAAGCGUAAGCACAAGAAGGAUAUCACUGGUGAUGCUCGUGCUCUCCGUCGUCUUCGUUCUGCCUCUGAACGUGCUAAGCGUACUUUGUCUUCAUUGACUCAAACCACCGUUGAAGUUGACUCUCUCUUCGAUGGUGUUGACUUCCAAUCUAACAUCACUCGUGCCAAGUUUGAAGAAAUCAACUCUGCUGCCUUCCAAGGUACUGUUGAACCCGUCGAACGUGUCCUCAAGGAUGCCAAGAUUGAUAAGAAGAACGUGAACGAAAUUGUUCUCGUUGGUGGUUCUACUCGUAUCCCCAAGAUUCAAUCUCUUCUCCAAGACCUCUUUGAUGGUAAGGAAUUGAACAAGUCCAUUAACCCUGAUGAAGCUGUUGCCUAUGGUGCUGCUGUUCAAGCUGCCGUCCUUACUAACCAAGCCGGUAACGAAAAGACUCAAGACCUCCUUCUUUUGGAUGUUGUUCCUCUUUCUCUCGGUGUUGAAAUGCAAGGUGGUAUCAUGGCUGUUGUUGUUCCUCGUAACACCCCCAUUCCUUGUCAAAAGUCCAAGGUCUUCACCACUGCUGCUGAUAACCAAACUACUGUCACUUUCCCUGUCUAUGAAGGUGAACGUUUGAUGACCAAGGAAAACAACCUUCUCGGUGAAUUCUCCCUCUCUGGUCUUAUCCCUGCUCCUCGUGGUACUCCUGAACUUCUCUGUACCUUCGAUUUGGAUGCUAAUGGUAUCUUGAAGGUUACCGCUCAAGAUAAGACCACUGGUCGUAAGGCUGAUGUUACCAUCUCCAACUCUACUCGUCUCUCCGCUGCUGAAAUUGAUCGUAUGGUUGAAGAUGCUGCCAAGAAUGCUGAUGCUGAUAAGGAACGUGAAGCUGUUGUUCAAGCUAAGCAAGACCUUGAAGCCUAUGUCUAUCAAGUUGAAAACAACAUCUCUGAUCCUAAUGUCAACAUGAAGCUCCGUCGUGGUGAUCGUGAAGCUAUCGAAACCGCUCUUGCUGAAGCCAUGGAACUUAUGGAAAUCUCUGCUGAUGAAGCUAAGGCCGAUAAUCUCAAGGCUGCUCAAGCUAAGUUGAAGCGUGCUUCUACUCGUGCUUUCGCUCAUGUUUACUCCCAACGUCGUUAAUAUUUCAACUUCAUACUUAUAAAAAGAAAUAUGUUUUUUUAAAAAAAAUGUUUUUAUUUUGUUUAAUUUUUUUUUGCACUUGUUUAUAAAUAUAUAUGCACUUUACAUAAAGAAAAAUAAUACCGUAUGAAUCUACAUUAAAAGAUUCUAUCAUAAAUGAAAUCAUUACAAAAAAAAAAAAAUGGUUUGUCUGACAAUUAAUUCAUUCGUAGUCGAUUUUAAUUAAUAAAUUAUGCCGAAUU
Molecule: messenger RNA, 2099 nt
Organism: Cokeromyces recurvatus
Lineage: Eukaryota; Fungi; Mucoromycota; Mucoromycetes; Mucorales; Mucoraceae
Product: hsp70-like protein
Exons: 5
Coding region: 1-1857 (618 amino acids)
Biological process (GO): cellular response to unfolded protein; vesicle-mediated transport; protein refolding
Cellular component (GO): plasma membrane; nucleus; cytosol
Molecular function (GO): ATP hydrolysis activity; ATP binding; heat shock protein binding
Source: RefSeq, a predicted model, not a curated record